CGGGUCGUGGCUCGACCCUCGCACCCUCGCACCCUCGCCCCGACUCACCGAUACGUGGAUGCCCACCUGGGCGAGCCAGGACUCAGCGAUGACUCUGAAUAAUGUCACCAUGCGUCAGGGCACUGUGGGCGUGCAGCCGCAGCAGCAGCGCUGGAGCAUCCCAGCGGAUGGCAGGCAUCUCAUGGUCCAGAAAGAGCCCUACCAGUACAGCCAGUGCAACCAUCACCCUGCUGCCCCCGAGGACCACUGCCGCCAGAGUUGGUCCUCUGACUCCACGGACUCAGUUAUCUCCUCUGAGUCAGGGAACACCUACUACCGGGUGGUGCUCAUAGGGGAGCAGGGGGUGGGCAAGUCCACUCUGGCCAACAUCUUUGCAGGCGUGCAUGACAGCAUGGACAGCGACUGCGAGGUGCUGGGAGAAGACACGUAUGAGCGAACACUGAUUGUCGAUGGGGAAAGUGCUACAAUUAUACUCUUGGACAUGUGGGAAAAUAAGGGGGAGAAUGAGUGGCUCCAAGACCACUGCAUGCAGGUCGGGGAUGCCUACCUGAUCGUCUACUCCAUCACAGACCGAGCCAGCUUCGAGAAGGCGUCUGAGCUGCGAAUCCAGCUCCGCAGGGCCCGGCAGGCAGAGGAUAUUCCUAUAAUUUUGGUUGGCAACAAAAGUGACCUGGUACGGUGUCGGGAAGUGUCUAUUUCAGAGGGCAGAGCGUGUGCUGUGGUAUUCGACUGCAAGUUCAUCGAGACCUCCGCGGCUGUCCAGCACAACGUGAAGGAGCUGUUUGAGGGCAUUGUGCGACAGGUCCGCCUGCGGCGGGACAGCAAGGAGAAGAACGAGCGGCGGCUGGCCUACCAGAAGAGGAGGGAGAGCAUCCCCAGGAAAGCCAGGCGCUUUUGGGGCAAGAUUGUGGCUAAAAACAACAAGAAUAUGGCCUUUAAGCUUAAGUCCAAAUCCUGCCAUGACCUCUCUGUGCUCUAGGCACCCAGAGUCACCCAGAUGUCCCCUUGAUGGACAUUGUUGAAGGCCAUUGGGACAAAUAAUCUAUAUUAGAUUGAACCCUUUAAUAUUGUUAGAUGUGGCUUUCCCUUCUGCAGCUGGGAAUUUAUAUGUUAGCCUUAUGGUCAACAAAAUGCAUGGGAAAUGAAAGAUCUUUGUAAAGAGUCUAUUUAUUUAUGGGAAAAGCCUGACCUUGCUACUGGAACAUCCAAGACUCAUUAGAGGAUGUGUUUGGUGUUCACAUGUAUUUCUUCUUUCCUUUGGAUAGUAGAGAAUUGAAGCCUUAAAAGAAAUGCCUAGAAAAAGAACUUCUCAUUAUUAAAAAAUUCCCCAGUGUUCUGAUAUGUGAAUUUGAGGCCAGUAGGUCAUAAACAAAUAUAUGAGAACAAUUCAAAGGGUUUAUUCAAAGGAGGGAAGAACCUUAUAUUCCUGGAGCUGGGACUGUGGAAUUGAGCUCAUCAUGACUAUUAUUGCUCCAUCAAGCUGUGAAAAGAAAUUAUGGGCCUUGCUGGAAACUAAAGCUUGCAAAUAGUUUUUGUUCAGUGCCCACAGCUGGGGAUCUAAAAAUUUGUAGAAUUGGGAACUGAUACAUGUACCACUAUGGGUUUCAAAAAUUAUAUCUUUACUUCUGUGUCUUGUAGUUUUUUAUUCAGAAGAAUUUAUUUUAAUCAAAUUUAACUUAGUCAAACCACCUUUUAUGUUUCGUUAUUUUUAUAGUCACAGGGCCAUCAUAAAAAUAUUUUUAAAAUCUGAAUUAUUGAUAACUUGGAGUGCAAAAUGCCACAUUUUUAAAUAUAAUCAAAGGUUUGAAUUUUUAUAAAACACAAACAUAGAUAUGUCUAGUACUUUGCGUUGACCCUUGUAUGCCACAGCUCUGCUCUAUUUAUUGUUAUUUUGCAAAAUAAUAACCAUUUUAACAUUUGAUAAAGCAUAUUUAUGAAAAAAGUCCAUUUUAUUAUCAUUUUUUAUCUUUUUUAGAAUAUGCAAGUCUUUACCUAUAUAUGUCUUAUAAUAAAAUAAAUAAAAUCUUUGAAAAAA
Molossus molossus (Pallas's mastiff bat) is the source of this 2035-nucleotide messenger RNA. It is a transcript of the gene GEM, whose product is annotated as GTP binding protein overexpressed in skeletal muscle. Gene Ontology annotation, cellular component: plasma membrane. Bases 59 to 979 code for a protein of 306 amino acids. Gene Ontology annotation, molecular function: calcium channel regulator activity; GTPase activity; GTP binding. NCBI's taxonomy places the organism in Eukaryota, Metazoa, Chordata, Mammalia, Chiroptera, Molossidae. The transcript has 5 exons. The record is from RefSeq and is a predicted model, not a curated record. Gene Ontology annotation, biological process: negative regulation of high voltage-gated calcium channel activity.